Aspergillus wentii DTO 134E9 is the source of this 1059-nucleotide messenger RNA. Its product is annotated as hydroxymethylglutaryl-CoA lyase. The transcript has 2 exons. Lineage: Eukaryota; Fungi; Ascomycota; Eurotiomycetes; Eurotiales; Aspergillaceae. Gene Ontology annotation, molecular function: hydroxymethylglutaryl-CoA lyase activity. Bases 1 to 1059 code for a protein of 352 amino acids. Gene Ontology annotation, biological process: ketone body biosynthetic process; L-leucine catabolic process. The record is from RefSeq and is a predicted model, not a curated record.
AUGAUAGCGUUCCGACCGAGAUUACGCAUGUUUUCUGCUCUUCGAGCUGCCCCAGCUGUUCGAAGCUAUGCGACGGAGGCGCGGUUAACUUCGGACCAUGUCCGCAUCGUCGAAGUUGGUCCACGAGAUGGGCUGCAAAAUGAAAAGAAAUCUAUCCCACUUGAGACAAAACUCCAGCUCAUUAAGAAGCUGGCAAAUACAGGCGUGACAACAAUUGAGGCUGGCUCCUUCGUCCCUGCGAAAUGGGUACCACAGAUGGCUAGCACAGCGGAAAUUUGUGAAUCUCUCCUUCAGACCCCGCCAGAGUCACGCCAUGCAAUCGCAUAUAACUACCUAGUGCCCAAUGUCAAGGGGCUUGAGAAUCUCAUCAAAAUCAUGGACUCGACAGGUGUUCCUGCAGAGUCGACCGGGUCGGAAUCAAAGCCUCCCACUACUACAGAGGUCUCGCUUUUUGCUGCAGCAACAGAGGCAUUCUCCAAGGCAAAUACCAACUGCACUAUCGACGAGUCUUUACAACGCAUUAACCCUAUUGUGUCGCUGGCAAAGACGAAAAAUAUCAGAGUCCGAGGUUACGUAUCCGUCGCCCUCGGCUGUCCAUAUGAAGGCCCCGAUGUUUCACCAGCGAAGGUCGCUGAUAUCACAGCCUCCCUGCUUGAAAUGGGAGCCGACGAGGUGUCCGUUGCGGAUACCACAGGCAUGGGAACGGCUCCCCGUACACUCGAGCUGCUCCAGGCACUCAAGGCGGCCGGGAUUCAACCCAAUGAUCUGGCACUCCAUUUCCAUGACACAUAUGGCCAAGCCCUGGUCAAUACAAUUGUGGGUUUAGAACAUGGGAUUCGGAUAUUCGACAGUAGCGUUGGUGGUCUUGGUGGCUGCCCAUACUCUAAAGGUGCGACUGGGAACGUCUCGACAGAAGAUCUUGUCCACACUCUCCAUGGUCUCGGUAUGCAUACCGGCAUUAGCCUAGAGGAGAUGUCAAGAAUUGGUUCCUGGAUUAGUGGCGAGUUGGGCCGCGUUAACGAGAGUAGGGCUGGUAAGGCGACCCUUGCAAGACUCUAG